Messenger RNA from Neogale vison (American mink), 1970 nucleotides. It is a transcript of the gene PCTP, whose product is annotated as phosphatidylcholine transfer protein. Lineage: Eukaryota; Metazoa; Chordata; Mammalia; Carnivora; Mustelidae. Gene Ontology annotation, molecular function: phosphatidylcholine intramembrane carrier activity; phosphatidylcholine binding. The coding region runs from base 110 to 754 and encodes 214 amino acids. The record is from RefSeq and is a predicted model, not a curated record. The transcript has 6 exons.
CCUCUGUUCCCUGCCAAUCACGGUGGACCACCCUCUCGGCCCGCCCCGAACGCACACGCCGGAGGUCAGUGGCCUCGGCGGCAGGCGGACAACCCGGGGCGGUGGAAAGAUGGAGUGUGCGUUUGGAGGCUUCUCCGAGGAGCAGUUCCAGAAGGCCUGUGACGAGCUCCAGCAGUUCGGGCGGGUUGGGAAUGACUGGGAGCUGCUGAUGGAGCACGAAGGUUUCAAAAUCUACAGGCGGCUGGACGAGCAGACUGGACUUUAUGCGUAUAAAGUCUUUGGUAUUCUGGAUGAUUGCCCACCGGCUGUGCUGGCAGAUAUCUAUAUGGACUUAGACUACAGAAAGCAGUGGGACCAAUAUGUUAAAGAACUCUAUGAAAACGAAUACAAUGGAGAAACCGUGGUCUACUGGCAAGUGAAGUACCCUUUUCCCAUGUCCAACAGAGACUACAUCUACAUCCGGCAGCGGCGAGACCUGGACAUGGACGGGCAGAAGAUCCAUGUAGUCCUGGCCCAGAGCACCUCUGUGCCACAGAUUCCUGAGAGGUCUGGUGUGAUCCGGGUGAAUCAGUAUAAGCAGAGCCUGGUGAUCAAGAGUGAUGGCAAGAAAGGGAGCAAAGUUUUCAUGUAUUACUUCGAUAACCCGGGUGGCCAAAUUCCUUCCUGGCUCAUUAAUUGGGUCGCCAAGAAUGGUGUUCCUAACUUCUUGAAGGAUAUAGCAAAAGCCUGUCAGAAAUACCGCAAGAAAACCUAAGAAAGGAAAUUGUGUGUCCACGGAACGAUGAUCUGGGAGUGCCACAGCCCAUCGACGCUCAGCUUUCCUUUCACUUUUCUGUCUUCAGAGGCCUGCACACUGUCCUGCACGUCGUCCCUGUCCCUGAGUGUGUUUGCCUGACGCCUGGCUUCCUUUCCCACUCCCCACCCUGGGACUGGCUGCCUUCUCCCACUAUUGAAUAUGGGUCAGAUUAGGGAAACUUUUGCUUGUUUAUUUUUAAAAAGGGAAGUCCUCAAUAGAGAACACAGUCAUUCCAUUGUGCCAUUUCAGGGGAUGGUGGGCGGAGGAACCAUGACAAUGCAAGAGCAGCCGAUCCUGCAGAGCUGGCUCCUUCCCGGAAUGUGGCUUCUUGAAACCCAGAGGGGGCUGCUGGGAGCCCCUUCCCCUUCAAAAUGGACUGUCUGUGCACCAACACUGGAAGACACUGGCUGAUGUCCGUAUGCCUUAUGCUUUCGUGUGCUGAUCUGGCUGGGGUUUGAGGUGAUAAUCCAGGAAGUGUCUCUGCCGUUCCUACUUGUCAAGGAGGAUCAUGAGCUGUUCUGACUUCAAACCAUUCUGAAAAACACUGCAGGCCUGGCUAAGCACUAAAUGUAUAUGUGCUGCCGAAGCGAGCACGUGGCUAAGCACUAAAUGUAAUGACCAUUUUUUCUCAUCAUCUGUAUCUGGAUUUCUUUUUCCCACAUCCACUAGUACUAACUCUGCAUUUUAUUGGAAACUGAGGCAUCAUGACAACUCUGACAGUUAGUAAAAGUCAAGAUGCUCUCACACAGCACUGUGAUAAAGUGUCUUUCUAGGCAAUAAAAUGAAUUUCCCUUCUAGAAUGUUUAGCGAUAUUGAACAGAUAAUAGUUCAUAGUCAGGGAAAUAUUAAUUAGUGGAUUAAUUGACUCUACACUUUUUCUCAGGAAUUCUACCUAAGUUGCCUGUCUCUUCUACUACUAAAAGACUUCCUGUUUUCUGUUUUCUUCUGAAUUUUGGUAAGGCAAAAUAUUCUGUGGCUAAAAGCACAGCCUUCAUGAUCUCAGGGAAUAAUUUUAACCACUGUGUGAUGGCACUUUCCUUAAUUAGAGGUCACAGAAAUUAAGGAUGUAAAUCCAGAAGCAGAGGAUUUAUUAAAAUGGAAUACAUCAGAUUGUAUGUCUGCUCUCUGGGAAAAAUAAAUUGAAUACCAAUAAAUACAGAAUGACUUAAAAAUA